This is a messenger RNA of Rubroshorea leprosula, 639 nucleotides long. NCBI's taxonomy places the organism in Eukaryota, Viridiplantae, Streptophyta, Magnoliopsida, Malvales, Dipterocarpaceae. The record is from the annotation of a GenBank genome assembly.
AUGCCUUUUUUUGGGCCAAACAUCAUGUAUGCUUAUUACUCAAAAAUUUCACAGAGUUGGUGUAAUUCUCUGUAUAGAGAAGGCAUUAGCACAGUCUGGGGUAUCUAGGGAAGAUGUGAAUUACAUAAAUGCACAUGCUACAUCUACCCCAGCUGGAGAUAUUAAAGAGUUCCAAGCUCUUAUUCAUUGUUUUGGCAGGAAUCCUGAGCUAAGGGUGAAUUCCACGAAGUCUAUGAUUGGUCACCUGCUAGGAGCUGCUGGUGCUGUGGAAGCUGUUGCUGCGGUGCAGGCAAUACGAACAGGGUGGGUUCAUCCAAAUAUUAAUUUGGAAAAUCCAGACAAAGGAGUGGUAUGGUGCCUUUUCUGUAAAUUUUACAACAUUAGGAUUUAUGAGAUCCAUUAUACUCAGAUCUAGAUCAACUCUGGUUAUUCAUUAAUUUUGAUUUGCCAUGAAUGAUUUACAUUGUUGAAACGGGAGCAUGAUUUUCAUUUUUGUUUGUUUAGAUCAUUGGUAGCUGAUUGUUCUCCAUAUGAUCAUUUCACUCAAUGUUUGAAUGUUGCCUGCAAAUAGCUAUGAGAGCUUGAAUAGUUAUGAAUUUGUUGAUCAUUUAUAUUUUUUAACAAAUUUGUGAGAUUUGU